UAUAUUAGUGAACUAGAUAGGGUUCCCUAGAAGUAGCUGUAACACCCUAAGUAGUGUACUAUAUGUCUGAUUUUGUCUCAUUUGGGAUAAGAGACGAUUCACGCUGAUGUUGAAGAGGUGGACAGGGAGAUAAACGAUAUUAACAGAGAAGACUCUUAAGGGAACAUGGGGCGCUCCUCCAAAGACAAGCGUGAUAUUUACUACAGACUGGCUAAAGAGGAGGGCUGGAGAGCUAGGAGUGCCUUCAAGCUGCUGCAGCUGGAUGAAGAGUUUAACCUGUUUAAAGGUGUGAGACGAGCGGUGGAUUUGUGUGCGGCGCCCGGCAGCUGGAGUCAGGUUCUAAGCCGCAAACUCCGUCCCUUUGUACGAUGUCGUAGAGUGAAAGAGUCGAGCGAAGAGGUGAAGAUCGUAGCAGUGGAUCUGCAGGCGAUGGCGCCUCUCCCCGGAGUCACACAGAUUCAGGGCGAUAUUACUAAGAUUUCCACAGCUCAGGAGAUUAUCAGACACUUUGAGGGACAGGCUGCAGACUUGGUGGUGUGUGACGGUGCCCCUGAUGUUACGGGACUGCACGAUGUAGACGAGUACAUUCAAGCGCAGCUCCUUCUCGCCGCUCUGAAUAUCACAAGCCACGUUCUAAAACCUGGAGGAAACUUUGUGGCAAAGAUCUUUAGAGGGAAGGAUGUGACGCUGCUGUAUUCUCAGCUCAAAAUCUUUUUUAGCACGGUGACCUGUGCCAAACCUCGCAGCAGCCGCAACUCCAGCAUUGAGGCGUUUGUGGUGUGUCAGAAUUAUUCGCCCCCUGAAGGUUACGUCCCCAACAUGUCUAACCCACUGCUGGAUCACUCGUAUGAUGUGGAUUUUAACCAGCUUGAGGGACCGAACAGGGUAAUCGUUCCUUUCCUGGCGUGUGGAGACCUCAGCGCGUUCGACUCGGACAGGACCUACCCGCUUCAGCUGGACUCUGAGAAGGAGUAUGAGUAUUUGCCGCCCACACAGCCUCCGAUUCGACCCCCAUAUCAGCAAGCCUGUCAUUUACGCAAAAACAACCUGCUGGCCAAAGAGGACUCGCCUUCUGCCGUGUUAGAUGGUGCUCUUUCCACCAUGAACCUGGGAAGCGAACAGGAAACCGAUCCUUCCACACCUUGAACUCGCUGAACACUGUUCAUUAUCUCAAAGACAUUUUAUUCAAAUUGAAUUUAUGAUCUCUUGCAAGCUAUUUCAUUCAUUUGAUUUUUUUUUUUUUAAGAUGAAUAUUAUUCAGUGCUAUAAAUAUUGACGUGGACAUCGUGGAUUUUAAUGAUAUUAGUGCUUUUAUGUAUUUCAGAAAUAAACACUUCAUCUCUGAAUGUUUCUCUGUAUUUCUACACACAUGGUCUGGAUUGGUGUAUACAGUGCUGUGGAAAAAGUGUUUCUGUUUGUGUAUAUCUCAUACUGAAACUGUUUCAGAAAUUAAAACAAAGGCAAACUGAGUAAACACAAAAUACAGUUUUUAAAUGAUCAAUCAAAUCGACACUUAAAUAGAACUUUUGGUUAAAAGGUCUUACUCAGUAACAUACUAUACCAAGGUUGAAAGAAAUUCCAGAAAUCAAGAGGAAGAAGGUGAUUGAAAUAUAUCAGUUUGGGAAGGGUUAUAAAGCGAUUUCAAAGGCUCGGGGACUCCAAAGAACCGCCGUUAUCUCCGAAUGGAAAAACUCGGCACAGUAGUGAACCUUCCCAGAAGUAGCCGACCUUCCAAAAUUCCUCCGAGAGCACAGCGACGAUUCACAAAAGAGUCAAAGUCAGCAACAAAGGACCUACAGGCCUCUCUUGCAACAAUAAAGGUCACUGUUCAUAACGCCACUAUUAGAAAGACUCGGGGGCAAAAAUGUCAUCCGUGGAAGAGUGGCGAUGCAAAAACCACUGCUAACCCAGAAGAACAUUAAUAUAUCAUUACUAUAUGUAUAUAUAUAUAUAAAAUAUAAAAAAACCCACUGCUGAUAAUGUUAAUAUUGAGGAUGCUUCCUUCUCUGAUCACAAGCCCAUUGUUUUUAAGGUCCCUGCUGCCAACUCUGCCGUUAUGACUAGGCCUUCAGGAUAUUAUUCUUCUUGUAUUAAUUCACUCACUGCCUCUCAGUUUAGUGUAAGUUAUCUAUGUAAUGCUGUUGAAACAUCUAUCUUGAGUGCUGCAGAGUCUUCUUCUGGCCCUGAUGAUUUGAUUGCCUUAUUAUACUCAUUUUGCUCCAAUAUUUUAGACUCCAUUGCCCCUUUUAAACUGAAACAACCAAAUCGUAAAUCUUAUUACUGGCUGGACGAUAAUACUCGUUCUCUCAGACAGGCUUGUCGUAGAGCUGAGCGGAGAUGGAAGCAUGAUCAGUUAACGGUGUCCUUCCAGAUCUUUAAAGAUUGUUUGUUUAAGUUUCAGAGUGCAGCAAAGUCAGCUAGGUCUAGGUAUUUCUCUGACUUAAUUGCUACACACUGUCAUAGACCAAAGAUCUUAUUCACCACGAUAAAUUCAAUUAUUAAUCCGAGUUGCUAAUUCCAUGGGGAACCUUCGGCUGAACUUUGUGAGAAGUUUUAAAAGUUUUUUGCUGAUAAAGUAAUUACCAUUCGUUCUUCCUUCACUUUGCAUUUAUCAGACCUGUCCCUGAAUUCACUGGCUUUACCGGGUUCAUUUGAUCAAUUUGAACACGUUUCUCUAAAGGAACUGUGUGAUCUGGUUAACCAGAUGAAAAUAUCAUCCACGCCACUUGAUGUUGUUCCCGCUGUGCUUAUGAAAGCAACCUUUUCUGAAAUUGGCCUCAGUAUCCAAGUGUUGAUAAAUUCUUCUUUGGAUGCAGGGGUGGUCCCAAAUUGUUUUAAGCAUGCUAUUAUUCAACCUUUGCUUAAGAAACAGGGUUUGGAUGAAGGUUGCCUUAAUAAUUAUCGGCCUGUCUCUAAGCUACCGUUUCUGUCAAAGCUGCUAGAGAAAGUGGUACAAUCUCAAUUGCUCCUGUUUUUAAACUCAGCUAUGUUAUUUGAACCUUUACAAUCUGGUUUCACUGCUUUUCAUAGCACGGAGUCUGCUUUGUUAAAAGUGUCCAAUGACAUUUUACUCACAGUGGAUGCUGGAAAAAUUACUGUGUUGAUGCUAUUAGAUCUUA
Molecule: messenger RNA, 3119 nt
Organism: Ictalurus furcatus (blue catfish)
Lineage: Eukaryota; Metazoa; Chordata; Actinopteri; Siluriformes; Ictaluridae
Gene: ftsj1
Product: FtsJ RNA 2'-O-methyltransferase 1
Exons: 11
Coding region: 166-1146 (326 amino acids)
Biological process (GO): cytoplasmic translation; tRNA methylation
Cellular component (GO): cytoplasm
Molecular function (GO): tRNA methyltransferase activity
Source: RefSeq, a predicted model, not a curated record